AUGUUGUCUCGUGCCAGCAAUAGCCUUCGCUCUGAACGAGUGCUGAAAUGCUCGGAUGGAAUGAAACUUGCGGCAGUUCAGUGGAAACGCAAUCAGCCAUCUACCGAGAAUGCGACAAUCAGCAGGAGGAUACUCUGCCUACAUGGCUGGCUGGACAAUGCUGCCUCCUUCAAUCUCUUGAGUCCACACUUGACUCAGCACUGGGAUGGCGAUGUGGUAGCUCUUGAUCUCCCCGGUCAUGGUCAUUCUUCUCACAGAUCUCAGGAUGGACCAAUGCUCCAUUUGAGCGAUAGUACCUUUUAUGUGGCCGAAGCAACCAAACAGUUGGGCUGGUGGAAUAAAAACAGCGGCAGUGACGACGAUGAUCUUCCAUUGACAGUCCUUGGUCACAGCAUGGGUGCGGGAGUGGCUGUGCUGUUUGCAGCGACAUAUCCAGAGCUCGUACACUCCUUGGUACUCUUGGAGGGAGCAGCUCCUUUUAUCCCGCGCCCAUCGAAAGAUCAUCUUUUCCUGGACGAGCUAAGAAACAGCUGUGAUCAGCGCAUCCGCCAAAAUCCAAUGCUUUAUCCUCAGAAUAGAAAUCCCACAGUUUUCCCGACUUUGGAGGUGGCAGUCCAGGCUCGAAUGGAUUUCGUGUCAAAAUACUCACCGGGGAAACAGUACAUUUCACGGGAGGCGGCCACGGAAAUUGUCACUCGAGGGACAGCUUUGCAAGAUGGAGGGGGGAGUAGCGUAACAUUUCGGCAUGAUCCAAGGUUGCAAUGGCCUUCGCUGCGUCAGUUUAGCCAGGAACAAGUCAAGGAGCUGUUGUGGACAGGUGUGGCUUGCCCUACCUAUCUCAUCCAGACCAAGGACGGAUGGCCCAUUGAUCCAGAGACACAACGGACGAUUGAAGACAUGCAAACUCUCAAAAAGCACAGCUGGUUAGACCGUGGCAGCCAUCAUUUCCACGCAGAUCCCAGCUGUCUCGAGGAACUAGUGGGCCAUCUAAAAGACAUUUUCUAA
Seminavis robusta is the source of this 1005-nucleotide messenger RNA. Lineage: Eukaryota; Bacillariophyta; Bacillariophyceae; Naviculales; Naviculaceae. The record is from the annotation of a GenBank genome assembly.